Molecule: messenger RNA, 7044 nt
Organism: Plasmodium berghei ANKA
Lineage: Eukaryota; Apicomplexa; Aconoidasida; Haemosporida; Plasmodiidae
Product: conserved Plasmodium protein, unknown function
Exons: 1
Coding region: 1-7044 (2347 amino acids)
Biological process (GO): allantoin catabolic process
Molecular function (GO): allantoicase activity
Source: RefSeq, a predicted model, not a curated record
AUGUCUGUCGACAAAAAUGACAAUGGGGCAUAUAUUAAUAAUCCCGAAUUUCCUUAUAAAAAUUUGAACAUUGAUAAAAUAGAAAAAAUUCGAAGAACAGGGAGUUUAAAUACUCAAAUAUCCAGUGAAAAAAAGCAAAAUAAUAAUGAUACAAAUAACAAUGGAAAUGCUCCUAAGCAAUCCGGUUUACGUAGUUUGGGAAGUGCAUUAAGUAAAAAAUUAAGUAUGUCCAAAAAUUUUAUUGAAAGAAAUAUAGAAAAAAUAGCUAUUUUGAGUAAAAAAAAUGAUAAGAAUGCACAAAAAAAUAAAACAAAUAACAAAAAUAAUACUACAAAUUGCGAAACUCAAAAGGAUGGAAAAAAAGACACGAAAGAUAUAAAAAACAAUAUUUUGAAUAGCGAAGUGUUAAAGAAUAAAAAUGCGAGCAAUCCUACUGGAGCAAAUAAAGCUGGUAUUGCACAAAUUGGUGACAAUAUAAUUGCUAAAAAUAAUCAAAAUAACUCAUCUCAUCGAAAUACCGUUCUAAGUGAUAUGAACAAAAAUGAAAAUAUUUUAAACAAAGGUCAGAAUAAAAACAUAGAAAAUGACAUAGUAAAAAGUAAUAAUUCACAUAACAACACAUUUUAUAACACCAAUUUGAUGGAAGCGAAGAAUUAUGAGAUUUCCAAAAAAUAUCAGAAAACAAGUGAGAAAUGUUCAAAAGACCAUUCUUACUAUGAUUUUGAAAGACCUAAAAAUAUAGUAAAAAAUUUGAACCCAAAUUAUGAGGACAAUGAUGAUAAUAUUUUUCAUAAAAAACAAAAAACAAUUUUAAAUGAAGAGACAACAAAUACAAAUUGCAAAAAUAAAAUAAUGAAUAAUAUGAUGGAAACAGGAGGCGAUGAAGAUCAAAGGAAAAAUACUUUAUCACUUUUAAAACAAAGUGGGAGUAAUGAUAUACCAAAGUCAAACACCAGUGGGCGAACAAAUUUUCAAAAUGAUUUUCGAGAAAAUAAUGACGCAGGAAAAGGUAAGCAUAUCAAUAGACAUGUUAGUGAUAAUAAUGAUAUGAAUGAAGAAACUAUCGUAGAUUAUAAAAGUAAGGGAAGCUCUAUAUAUCAGCCUAUGGAUCAAGAAGAAAUUAUAAUUAAAAUGAAAGAAAGUUCAAAAUUAAUUGGAUCAAAUGAAACAUUUCAGGUGAAAAACAUAAUACGUACAAAAAGUGAGCAAGAUAAACUGAAAAACUAUUCUGAAUUAGUAAAAAAGGAAAGGAAUACAUAUAACGAAAACUAUAAUAUAUAUAAUAUGGACACUACUCGAAGUAGUAAUCGGAAUACAGAUUAUGGUUCAUAUAAUAUAUCUAUUUAUGAAAAUAAAUCCAGAAAUAUUACGAAAAAUGAGAAUAUAUAUAGAAAAGAUAGUUGUACUGAUUCGAUUUAUUCUAGUAUAGGCAAAGUAAAAAGAGAAAGAGGAGGUGAUGAUCAUGAGGAAGAAGAAAGAAGAAAGGAUUAUGAGAUGAACCAAAGAAAUAAUCAUAUUCAAAAAGAAAACAACACUGAUAAUGAACAAAUAAGCUUAAAUAUUCCAAUAUCUCAUAAUGAUAGAAAUACAUAUAGUAGUACAAUAAUUCGAAAAAAAAAAAUAGCAAGUGUCGAAAAUCCAAUAAUUUUAGAAGACUCAUCUAUAGAUCCAUUGGCCAAUUAUAGCUCAAAUAAUAAUAAAGAAUAUGAACUAGAAAACGGAAAUAAAAAAAAAGACGGACCAAAGAAUAUUAGAAAUAUUAGCAAUAUGGGGUCUGAAUUUUAUAAUGAAAAAAGUAAAAAUAUUGAAAAUUUUCGAGAGGCUAAAAUUAAAAAAGAAAAAUCAUAUUUUUAUAAUAUAGAUAACCAAACAGAUAAUUUUCACGGAAUGGAGAAAAAUAGUGAUAAUGGUGAUGUUAUAGUUAUUUCAGAUAAUGAUAUGGAAUUAAAUUUGCAUUUUAAAAGAGCUGGUGAUAAAACAAAUGCUAACCAGAAUGAUAGAAAAAAAUAUCCAGAAAAUAUAAAUGGAAAAAUAAGUUAUAAUAAUAUUGAAAGUAAUUUUACAGUUCAAAAAUAUGGAGACAAAAGCAGUGACCAUACUUCAUAUGAAUAUGAAAAAGUAUGUGAAGAGGAAACGAAAGAAAGAUAUAAAAAUAUUGAAGAUGUUAAUAUAAAUAAUGUUUCAAAAUUGUCAAUUUUUUCUAAUAUAUCAUCAAAUAAAAAAACAAAAAUAAAUGAUGGUGAUUUAUCUAAUGAUAAAGGGGAAGUUUUUUAUGAAGGUCUAUCAAAUUAUAUUGAAACACCAAAUGACCAUAACAAUAAGAUGAAAUACAUAAAGAAGGAAAUAACAGAGGAAAAAGAAAAUAACAAUAAUAAUUAUGAUGAUGAUUAUUUAAAUUCUAAUUACAAUGCUGUUUCAAGUUCACGAAAAGCCGACCCCGGUUUUUCUGAUGCUUGCGUUACGCCAUCAUGUGAAAACAAUUUUGAAGUAGAGCUUCAAAAUGAUAAAAUGGACAAAGAUUAUGAAAAUAAUGGAAACAAAAACGAAUCUAAUGAUGAAAAGGAUCGAGAAAAUCAUGAUAAGGAUCAUAUUUCGAAUAUCCCAGAAAAGAAUAAUUAUUAUAAAUUAGAAAUUAACGAUAAUGAAUUAAACAAUAAAAACGAAGGUAAUAACACCUUUUUGCAUAGUUCUAGUGAUUCUUAUAACCCCAAUAUGGCAAAUAUAUACAGCAGAAUAUCAAAUGAUGUAAACACACAGAAAAACAACAAACUUGUAAACAAAAAUUUGAUAAUGAAGGAAUUAUUUGGAUCUAAUUAUGAAUCAAGCUUGAAAAAUGAUCUUAACGAGUCUAGCAACAUUUUAAAUGAAAGUAGUUGUGCAGGCUGGAGCGAAGAAGGAAAACUAUUAGAAGGAGAAGAUAAAGAUAGUGCGAAAAAAAAAGGAGUAGAAAACGAAGAGAAGAGCGUGAAAAUAUAUUCAGUAGAUGAAGAUACACAAAGACAUGUAUUGGAAGGGGAAAAAGAAAUCAAGAAAGGAGUAGAAGAUAAAAGAGAUGAAAAUAAGGAAGAAGAAAAUAAAAUAACUAGAAAAGAAGGGCAUCGAGUGCAUGAAUAUAUAGAAGAAUUAAAUGAGGAAAACGAUAAUACAUAUGGGGAAUCUUUAGAUAAUGAUAAAUCUAUUAUAAAAGAAUCUGAAGAACUGCACAAUAGAUUUCAUUUAAAAAAAAAUGGAAGCAAUAUUAAGGAUAUGCUUGAUAUUGGAUUAGAACAUGAUGAAGAUUCAUUACUUAAAAGAUACGAAGAAAAUGCAUCCCCUCGUAUUUUAUCUAAACCCAAUUUUAAUAAUAGAACUAGUGAAAGUAGUUAUUAUAAAAGUGAUAUAAUGAAUCAAAGCAAAAAAAUAUCUUUAAAUUCGAGAAGUGAUAUAUCUUUUAUGGGAAAAGAAAGAAUAGAUGAAAUUAACUAUUGUGAAAAUGGGCAAAGGGAAAAUUUUCAUGAUAGCUCAAAUAAAUAUAAUAUGAAUAAAGAAUAUAUAUCGAAAAAAGGAUCUCAUUAUAUUAACAAAAGUACAAUCGAAAUGAAAAAGUAUAGAAACAUGUCAAACAAUUGUAAUGAUGGAAAUGGAGAAUAUACAGAUAACUUUGGUAUGGAUCGAGAUGCAGAUAAAUUUUAUGAUGCAGAAACAGAAAAAGAGAAUAUUUCAAAAAGAGGUCAAAAUAAUAUAAUUGAUCGAAGAAAUAUAUUGAAUAACAAAAUCGCUAGAAGAUCCGAAGGACAAAGUCAUAAUGAAGAAAUAAUAAAGCACGAUGAAAAAAAUUCGAAAAAUUAUACAUAUAGUGACUAUAUAAAAAGGGGAGGAAAUUAUUAUUACAAAAUUUUUGAGAGAAAUAAAGUUAACAAUUAUGAAGAAAAAAUAGGAAAUGAAAGGAUAAACAACAGAGCUGAUUUUAAUGAAAAUGAAAAUAAUAAAAUGGAUAAUUUAUUUGGAAAAAGUAAGUUGUCUAAAUAUAUAGAUAAUAAGUUUUUGAUAUAUAAAAACAAUUUGUUUAAUAACAAAAAUGAAUCUAAUUUGGAAAGAGAUAUGAUGUAUAGAAGUGAAGAUAAAAAUGAUAACAUUAAUAAGGACUAUGUAGAUGACGAAAAAAAGGAUUUAAUCGAUUAUAUUAGUAACAAUUCUAGUUAUAUUAUGGAAAAAAAAAAUUCUACAGAUAGCACUGGAACACUUAUUAAUGGAGAUAAUUUAGAUAAACAAAAUAAAAUGAUGCAAAUUGUUGAUAUGAAGAGCAGUAUAAGUGAUGAUUAUUAUUUGGAUUAUAUUAAACGCCAAGGAUAUAAUGAAAAGAAUCGAAUCGAAUGUGAUAGUGGAGCGAGAAGUUGUGAUGAAAAAUAUAUGGAACAUAAUAAUAAUAUAGAUGUAAAAGAUAAAACACAUAUUAUGAAUAAAAAAAAGCGAAAAAGCAAUAAUGAAGAAACAGAUUUAACAUAUAAUACUAAGAAUAGAAUAAAAUACGAUAACCAUAGUAACAGUAGGGAUUUUUUUGAUGGCAUAGAGAGAGGUGAAAAAAAAAAAAAAUCUAUGUUAAAUAAUGUAGAAAAUAUGAACAGUAUCAAUGAUGAUAAUAGUUUGAACAUGAUGGGAAAUAUGAAUAGUCUUGAAAAUAUGACCAAUCCAAACAAUCUAAACAGUAUGAACAAUUUAAAUAGUAGCAUAUCCUACAGGCGCAGCGAAUGUUCAAAGGCGGAACUUUACUCAAGCAUCAACGAAACGCGAAACAGCAGCCAAACAAUAGUUUCUAAAAGGAGCAAAUAUGCUUUAAAACAAUCAAAUGCAUCUUCUAUACUAGACGAAAUUCCAACAUUAUUUAAUUUUGUUAAUUGCUGUUCUAUUAUAUUGGGAUCUGAAAUUAUAUAUGUUACAGAUGAAACAUAUGGAAAAUGUGAAAAUAUUUUAAAAGAUAAACCAUUUCAUUCAAAUGUGGAAAGGGGGUACUAUGAAUUUUGUUCUAAUGAUUUAUACAACGUUUUGGAUGAUAAAUUAAAAAGCACUGUGGGAAAAGGGAAUGAACAUGGACAAUCUGAGACUGGAGAAAGAAAAAAAAAAAAAAAAAAUAGCAAUUCGUAUUAUAAUGCAUCUCAAAAAUGUGAUGAUUAUAACUUUGAUGAAAAAAGCGAUCUUAGUAUUGGGAAGAAUGAAGAAUGCAAUGAAUUUAAUCAAUUUGAAGAAGUUUCAAGAUAUCGAGAAUGCCCAGGAUGGUUGACUAAAAGAAGGAUAAAAAAAUAUUUUGAUUUUUGCAUUGUGAAACUGUGCAAGCCUACUUUAAUUAAAGGAAUAGACAUCGAUACAAAUAAUUUCUUAGGUAAUUAUGCUCCAUAUGUUUCUAUAGAAGGUGCAUAUAUUGAGGAUGAUGAUUUGAUGAGCUCUGAAGCAUUUUCGAAGUAUGUGGAGAAAAUAAAAAUAGAAAAUAAAAUAAAAAGAGAUAAAAGAAGAGCUAGUGAAAUACGACGAAAUACUUCCAAUGGUGUUAAAAACGAUGAUUGUGAUGAUGAUGAUACUUUUUCGUAUUAUAAUCAGAAAGAAAAAAUUGGAAUAAAUAAUAUCUCAAUGGAUAGAAUUAACCCAUUUAAUGAUGCAGAAGGAAAACAAGAAUAUCACCAGGAUACGAAACAUAAUAAAAGAAGUUUAAGUACUGAAAGAGGUAGCCGUUGGUCAGAUAAAGGAUCAGAAAAUAACUUGUCUAGAUCUAAGGAAGAAAUAGAAAUAAUGAUAAAUGGAAAAAAAUAUUUUCAAAGAAAUAAAUAUUUUUAUGAACCCAUAUUAAUCGAUCCUACUGAUAAGUCAAGUGAAGAAUAUGAAAAUUAUGUAGAAAUAAUAAAAUAUAAUGAAAAUUUAAAACAAUUAAAAGAUGGUAAUAUGAAACCUACAUCUUUUGUAGCCAAUGGAAAUGAGUAUAGAUGCAUAGAAAAUAAAUUGUAUACAUUAAUAGAUGUCACUCGGGAAAUAGCUAGUAAGUACCCAGAUAUACAUAGUAAAGCAUUGAUGAAAAAAGUAUCGAAUGAUGUCAAAAUUACUAACGAAUUAAAUGGAGAAUAUUCUAGUGAAUCAGUUCAUAAAUGUGUUGAUCAGCCAAGUAAUGAUUUUUUUAAAGGAAAAAUCGAAAAUAGUGAUGAUGAUGAAUUUUACAAUGAUAUAUUAGAUGGAUAUAGUUGCAAUACACUCUAUUUAGACAAUGAUUAUUCAGUAGAAAAAAGGAUAUAUAAUACAUUACAUAAAAAAUAUCAAUGGGUAUCAAUUUUAGAAGAUGAAAGAAUGAAUCCAGGAUUUAAAAAUUAUAAUCAUAAUUGUUUUAAUAUAAAUACAUGCAAUAAAAUAUUUACACAUUUAAUAGUAUGUUUAUUACCUGAUGGCGGAAUAAAUAAAUUGAGAGUAUAUGGAGAAAUAAAAAUAAGUAAAAAUGAAAAACAAAAAAAUUAUAAAAAAAUAAUAAAUGUUUCUAAUAUACUUGAUGGAUCUAAUGUAGUAUAUACUACUGAUGAAUUUUAUGGAAAAUCCGAUAAUAUAUUAAUAGAUCAAAAUUCAAAAUAUGUAAUGGGCUGGCAAACAAGAAGAUUAAUAAAUCGGCCUUUAAGAUAUGUUGAUAAUUUACAACUAAAUAAUAUAUCAUCAAUUUUUUAUAAUAAUAAUUAUUGUAUAAUUAAAUUAAGUUAUAUUACUAACGUUAAAUAUAUAGAAAUUAAUACUAUUUUUUAUGAGUAUAAUUUUCCUUUAUGUAUUUCUAUAGAUCAUUGUUAUGUGAAUGAUAUUCAUGCUGAAGAAAAAUCAAAACAAAUGAAAUAUUUUAGUGAUAAUAUACAUAAUAUUGAAUGGAAAGAAUUACUACCUUUAUCAUAUAUUAAAGGAAAUCAUAUAAAUUAUUUUACUAUUACUUCAGCAGAUUUUAAUGAUGAGUCUUCCAACUCUUUACCUUCUUCUCAUUUGCGACUUAAUAUAUACCCAGAUGGGGGUAUAAAUACAAUUAAGGUAUUUGGAACAGUUAUGGAAAUUUAG